Messenger RNA from Geosmithia morbida, 285 nucleotides. RefSeq names its product ATPase inhibitor, mitochondrial. The record is from RefSeq and is a predicted model, not a curated record. Gene Ontology annotation, biological process: negative regulation of ATP-dependent activity. The transcript is spliced from 3 exons. Bases 1 to 285 code for a protein of 94 amino acids. Gene Ontology annotation, molecular function: ATPase inhibitor activity. Gene Ontology annotation, cellular component: mitochondrion. Lineage: Eukaryota; Fungi; Ascomycota; Sordariomycetes; Hypocreales; Bionectriaceae.
AUGCUUCGCACUACCUUUACCAAGACGGCUGCUUUCCGUCCCCUCCGCGCUACCUUUUCCACCACUGCUCGCGCCAUGAGUGAGGGAGAUACUGGUGCUCCUCCCAAGACCGGUGGCCCAGGUGAUGCUUUCCAGCGCCGCGAGAAGGCCAACGAGGACUACACCAUCCGCAUGCGCGAGAGGGAGAAGCUUCUCGAGCUCAAGAAGAAGCUCACCGAGCAGCAGGAGCACCUCAACCGCCUGUCCGACCACAUUGACGAGAUCACCAAGGACGAGAAGAAAUAA